Messenger RNA from Musca vetustissima, 1164 nucleotides. RefSeq lists its product as uncharacterized. The coding region runs from base 1 to 1164 and encodes 387 amino acids. NCBI's taxonomy places the organism in Eukaryota, Metazoa, Arthropoda, Insecta, Diptera, Muscidae. The record is from RefSeq and is a predicted model, not a curated record. The transcript has 5 exons.
AUGGCUAAUGCCUUGGCAACGGCGAAACUACAAACUUCACUUGACUGGAAUUGGCUUGGCUUGGAGGCAAGUUUGCCACACGACAAUCAAGGUUGGCGAAAAUUGUCACAUACAUCAUUGUUGGUUAGCUGGUUGCUUGCUUCGUCGGUCGACGGUGGUUUGCUGAGUAAUAUUUGUUGUGGUAUUGGUGUUAGGCCCCACAAGAUGAUGGAAUAUGUUAAUGUACCUGCAUUUAUAACUUAUUUGUUUUUUUUACAGCUUACAGGAAUCAGUUACCUGCUAGUCACUUGCUUAGCUACUUUGAGCACAGCGAUACGAGUGGAUUGGAAUACAAAUACCGGCCCCAUUAUACCGCCAACACCUCGCACCACAGUACGACCAAUACCGCCAUUCCGGGAACCAGCACCAGUUUGGGAGGAUCUUAGUAAUGACAUACCAAAUCCGAAUCCAUAUGUUUAUGUCUUACCGCCACCCUCACGACCCAAAACGAGACUCAACACCAAUGUCAACUACAAUACAAAACCCAACAACUACGGAACCUUGCUAAGACCACAACAGACCAGCUACUAUCAACAGCAGAGUCAACAAGUUUCCGGAUUGGCGCCACAAUACAUACCCAAUGUUGGUACACGUUAUGUGGCCGUGGUACCAACGAAAUCGAAUGGGGCUGCAGGAACUACGACUGUGGCGAAUGUACUUUCUUCCAGUGACAAUGAAAACGGCUACAAAUUCCAGGGCAAAUACAAUGCCAAAACGAAAAAAUACAAAGUCUACGAGAAAGUCAAAUAUGUGCCAAUUAAUUAUUAUACUGAGCUUGAGGAAAAUGAUAGUGUCAGGGAGGCCACAUCGAAGCGUAAUGUGCCAGCUGAAAUACCCGUUUGGGCUCCUUUGGACGAAGAAGAAACGCCCAAUGCGGAAUACACUGUUAAAUUUGAGAAUUUUGUAGCAACGGCCGAAAAACUUAUUGCCACAACUCCGCUCACAAAUGUCAGCAGCACAAAUACUUCGUCAGCAACUUCAACGAAACCCACAACAACUACAGUAUCCUCGACCACAACAACAACAAAAGCCCCCACAAAGUCUUCCUUUAAAUUCUAUUCGAAACAUGUUUAUCCCAAGGAUUCGACGCUGAAGCUCAAGGAAAAACUCAACAAGAAAAGUUGA